GGCUCAUUGGCUGUGAGGGAGCACAUUUUUACAGUCACAGGGCUCAUUGGCUGUGAGGGAGCGCAAAUCUUACAUCGCUGGGCUCGUGGCAGCGACAGCCGUGGUCACGGAAGGUCUGGAGUUCUUGGUUUCGCAGAGCCCACCCUGCGAGGCACAUUUGUUGACGCAGAGCCCAUCCUGCGAGGCACACUUGUUGACGCAGAGCCCAUCGUGCGAAGCACACUUGUUCACGCAGAGCCCAUCCUGCGAGGCACACUUGUUGACGCAGAGCCCAUCGUGCGAAGCACACUUGUUCACGCAGAGCCCAUCCUGCGAGGCACACUUGUUGACGCAGAGCCCAUCCUGCGAGGAACACUUGAUCACGCAGAGCCCAUCCUGCGGAGACUCUUGGUGUCGCAAAUGUCCCUGCGAGGCGCUUUGUUGACGCAGGACCUAGGCUGCGGAGAACUUGUUAACGCAGCGGUCUCCUGCGGGUCUCACUUGUCAUCACAGCGCCCCCCUGCGAGGAUUAUUGUUCACGCAGACCUAUCCUGCGAGGAUUGUUGUUCACGCAGACCUAUCCUGCGAGGUAGUCUUGUUUUCGCAGCACCUCCCUGCGAGGAUUAUUGCUCACGCAGACCUAUCCUGCGAGAUAGUCUUGUUUUCGCAGCACCUCCCUGCGAGGAUUAUUGUUGA
Messenger RNA from Penicillium arizonense, 675 nucleotides. RefSeq lists its product as uncharacterized. The transcript has a single exon. The record is from RefSeq and is a predicted model, not a curated record. The annotation marks the transcript as partial. Lineage: Eukaryota; Fungi; Ascomycota; Eurotiomycetes; Eurotiales; Aspergillaceae.